AUGUCGCAGGAGAACAAUCUCCUCCUCGCUGUGGACAUCUUGCAGCCACUGCCGACCAACAAAUGGCCUCUACUCGAAGACGCUCUGCGCCGCGAUUGGCCCCGUUUCGCAUACUAUCACUACUGGAUCCGCAACGCCAUCGACUGGAGGAGAAAGGAGCCGGGCAUCAAACUCGACGUACUCUGUCCCGAAGGGAACCACGACAAGGGCGUCUUUAUAGGCGUCUCCUCGUACUCGAUGUACAUGCUAAUCCCGUUCGCGUUCCGAGAGUCAAGGUCCCUCCUCUUCGACUGCAUCGCGAGGACACGGCGCAUCGACUGGAAGGAGCCGGUGAUUUUCGCGGCUGUACACGAGUACUUCGAGGACGCGGUGAGAAACGCCAUCGAGUCCAUGGGCUUACGAGUGGACGACAACGGACCCUCGAACUACUACUUCAAACCUAAGGAGCAGUGCCUCGACGAGGACAUAAGGGUGUCCGAAGGCUUGGAACUGCGGUUUCUGGGGGAGUCGGACGUGCCGGUGGUGCACGAGCACUGGCCCCGGGAGGAAGUGAAAAAGGAGCCCAACAAAUCCACCGCCUACGUAGCUACGAUGGUCAAACUGAGCCGUGGAGUUGGAUUGUUCGACAAGGCCGAUGGUAAGUUGGUCGCGUGGGCACUGCAAAACGAGUUUGGGGGCCUCGGUAAUGUGCAGACGGUGGACGAGUGCCGGGGACGGGGCUACGCGAAAGUCGUGGUCAAGGCUCUGUCGAAGCUGCUGGCGGAGGAAGGCCGUGACUCGACGCUGUUCAUCGUCGCGGGCAACUCAAAGUCCGAGGGGCUGUUCGCCUCGUUGGGCUACGAGCUCAUCAACGCCGAGACCUUCAUCGUCAUGAAGCCCUUGAACGCCGGCAAAUGA
This is a messenger RNA of Copidosoma floridanum, 897 nucleotides long. RefSeq lists its product as uncharacterized. The record is from RefSeq and is a predicted model, not a curated record. Gene Ontology annotation, molecular function: acyltransferase activity, transferring groups other than amino-acyl groups. NCBI's taxonomy places the organism in Eukaryota, Metazoa, Arthropoda, Insecta, Hymenoptera, Encyrtidae.